Messenger RNA from Sesamum indicum (sesame), 1095 nucleotides. NCBI's taxonomy places the organism in Eukaryota, Viridiplantae, Streptophyta, Magnoliopsida, Lamiales, Pedaliaceae. The record is from RefSeq and is a predicted model, not a curated record.
UGUAUGGUGCGAACAUGGAUUCUGAACACCAUCUCCAAAGACUUGGUAAACGCAUACUUGUAUGCAAGCUCUUCCAGAGAUCUCUGGCUGGAGCUUGAAGCUCGGUACGGUGAGUGCGAUGGUACUCUGCUCUAUAAGUUGCAACGCGAAAUUAGUUCUAUUUCACAAGGCAAUAUGAGUGUAACUAGUUACUACACAAAAUUGAAACAACUUUGGGAUGAAUUGUUAUGUCUUAUGCCACCAGCCAUGUGUUCAUGUGGCCUUUGUAUAUGUGGAUGCAACAAAAUCAAAGCGGAACAAAACGAUGCGAGUCAGCUGAUGCAAUUUUUGAUGGGUUUGAAUGAUUCCUACGACAAUAUUCGUAGUCAGAUCUUAGUUCUAGAACCUCUUCCCCUUGUCAAUAAGGCGUAUUCUAUGGUGCUACGGGUUGAGAGACAAAGGAUGGUGAAUUCAGAAUAUUCUGAUAUAGGAGAAGGUUCGGCCAUGAAAGCAUAUGAGCAAAGGUACUCUGCACCUAACAUAGGAUCUCGACAAUUCAUGCGACGCAAGGGACCUAUAGAUAAACGCAAUCUCCUUUGCGAACACUGCAAUAAAACUGGACACAACAAGGAAAAUUGCUUCAGACUUCACGGCUUUCCUGAUUGGUAUAAGGAGCUACACGAAUCGCGAAGAAAACACGGCAGUGCAGGAAGAGCAUAUGCAGCAACCAGUGGAGAAGGUAGUGGAUUGGAUAAACCUGGGAAUUCUGACGCUAAUAACACCUUGAUGUCAGAAUUGCUAGAGGCAUUACGAAUGGUCCAACACAAAGUACCUCAGGAUCCUAUCAAUGUGCAUUUUGCCCAAGUAGAUGAAAUGGCAGGACCUGAAAACUAAUCGCAUUUUGGCUUUAGGCAAGCAACAUAGGCAACUUUAUCACUUGGGAAGAAAAUCAUUUGUUGCUGCUUCUGUCUAUUCUGAUUCUCAUGCUUUACUGUCCUCAUCUGUUGAUGAUUUUUCUCUAUGGCACCAAAGGCUAGGACAUUGCUCUCGUGAUGUAAUGAAACACAUAGAUUCUUUACAUAUUCCUGCACCACAUAAAGAUCAUAUUUGUAGCAU